GUAAAACACUGGUUAGUUUUUUCUUUAAUACUACUGAACACUGUUAUUGUUAUUUUGCAGCACGUUUGAGAUGGACAUGUUUCUUUCACACAGCUCGCAGAUAAACACCACACAGCCGACUGAAGACUGGACAACUGUGUACUCAGCAGUGCGGUGGAUUCAAAUGUCAAUGGCACUUCUAAGUAUUUUAGGCUCUGGCUCCAUCAUUUUCUACACUGUUCUCCAAAGACAUGUAAGAACUUCUGAGGUACAACCUCUGUUUCUUUUGUGUUUAACGGACCUGCUGUUAGCUGUGAGCUGGUUGAGUGGCGCUCUCCUCUUCAGCAGCUCCUGUGACUCCCAUGCUACCUGUUACAACCUCCAUACUGUGGAGCAGACUCUCUUCAUGGCUUCCUUUUUCUAUACACUUCACUAUGUGUGGGUGCUCUACACUGGUUUGAAGGAGAAGUAUUAUUGCAGACAGAAUGGUUUCCCAGCUCAGGCAAACCCGUGCAGCCAGCUGGCAGCAGUUAUGUCCUGUGUUUUGCCACUGGUGCUCACAGUGCCAGUGUUCAUAACAGGCAAUGCGUCACACUGUUAUGUAAACUUUACCCAGCCCUACAGAUGCCUUUUGUUACACACCGGUGCGCUCUACCUAACCUCACAGGAGAGUGAGAUACUCAUGGCUUGUAAAAUCAUCAGUGACUACACCAUCACUACCUUCCUAAUAACCUUCUUCUUUACUCUUACUGGGAUUGUGGUGCUAAUGGUAAAAGCUCGCUCCUUGUACAAACGCUGUGUUACUUCUCAUGGCUUCUUUGCUGACCGUCAAUGGGCCACACUUCGUGUGCUGGAACAGCGCAUGAUUCUUUACCCAUCUGCAUUCUUUUUCUGCUGGGGACCAGCAAUUUUCCUGGCCACCAUGAUGUUAAUCAAACCAGAGGAAGUGGAAGGAAGGGUGGGAGUUAUCUUGUACAUUCUACAGGCCUUCACCUCUGGCUCUCAGGGUCUCUUGAACUGUCUGGUGUAUGGCUGGACCCAGCAGAACUUCCGUACCCUAAGCAGUAGCACUGUGAGAGAUGCUGAUACACAAACGCCACUGUUACGCUCCCAGAAGCAAACUUACAACACCCUCUGGUCAUCCAGCACAGACAUGCAACAUGUCUGAGGGAUGUGAAAAGAAAAAUACUUCUUAUAGCCCAACCUAUAGUCUAAACUGCCUUAUGACUUGUCCUGAGGGACUUAUAGUUACUUGUGUGACACUUGCAAAAGGAAAAAGGCUGGACAUCCAUGUGUGAAGUGCAUCUCUGAAGAGUUGGGGUUUUUUACUUGUAUGGUCACACAUGGGGCAGUGUACCUGUUGCCAUGGCAACAAUGGCAGGUGGCCAGUCAAGACGGUUAAACAUGAGGACAAAAACUUUAUCUGAGAGUUUUGAAAAGUGUCUCAAAGAAGGAAGAGGUCUAGUAUUGGUUUUGUUAUGAGUCCUGCUGCUGCACCUGCCACCAGAAACAUAAGCAAGGAAAUUCCUCUACAGAGUCUCCAGCUAUGUUUAUAAACAGCAUCAAACUUUACAUAAGGUUACAGACUGAAAAGGAAGAUAGGACUUAUUUUUGAUAACCGGCAGGAAAGGCCGAAAGUAACCUUUUUGAAGAUACAAAUCAAAGGGAACUAUACUUUUACAGAAGUCUCAUAUUAGACUUAGAAAUACCCAAAGGGCCCAACAACAAAUGCCACAAAAUCCACCAAACCCAAAUGAAAUUCUUUUACAGUAAGUGUUUACUCAAACACAUCAGAGUGGACUUCCCCUGCUGGCAUAUUGUGAGAAGUUCAUGACAAGUACUGCAAAACCAGCAUAUUUACUCUUUUUUUUCUUUUUCUUGGGGAAGCAGGUAAAACACAGGCAUGUCAGAAAUCAGGUGUGUCCUUUCAUACAUAACAUGUACACAUCCGUGACAAAAUCUGGGAAUAUUUCAUUUUAAUUGUAUAGCAUUUUUAAUAAUAGACACAAAACAGCUUUACAUGAAUCUGGAUGCAGAUUUAGCAUAUUGAAGCAAAGCAUUUUUAAUAAACACACAGCAGACCGUGCUUCUAUACAGAAAUCUGUGUGAAUAACACAAUGUGCUUUUUAACUGUUUAUUUUUACAUUUAAUGUUAGGAACAUCUCAUUUAUGUUCUAAACAGUUGCUUUCUCACCAGCCUUUCCUGUAUUCUCUCUCUUGAAGUUAAUGAGACAAAAAACAGGAAAAUUUACAAAGCACUAUGAUCAUUACAAAGUGCUGACACCCAAGACUCCUUACAUAAACGUUACAUAAACAUAUCCUGACAAAAAACUUCACCACAUUAGUGAUUAUACAUUGAGCAUCCACCCUGUGUAUGAGCUGUUACUAAAACAGCGUUUUCAAAUUAGUACAUAUCCGAGAAUUCAACCACACUGUUGUAUAUAAGCAAAAAAUAUUAAAUGUAUCACUCAGGUGGUCAGGUGGAUAUCACUGGCAUAAAAACAGACUCAUUUACCAUAAUUUCAUGUUAACAGGGAUUUUUUGGAUUACUCAAUUUCUCAUUAGUAUAAUCAAUAAUUAAGUAUAACAUGCAUAUUUGCUGCAAAUAUACAUUUAAUUUAUAUCAAUGCAUACAUGUCCUUAAUCAUAGAGCAGGUGAUUUGCUGUAAUAAAUAAAUUAGUGCUUAGGUACAACAAAAGUCGAGGUCAAGAAUAAGUGUCUGCAGUGUGUGACGAAGGGCAAAACCAUAAGGGAUUAUAAAAAGAGGAAACAGGUUUUGUCCUAGACCUACAUACACAUUUUAUACUUUGGAAUUUGUAAUGGGAACUUUGGGGUUGAAUGUAGGACUAUGAUAACUUGAGAGUGAGGGAGAAAAUAGUUUUCUCAAUAUGUUUGCAUGUUUGCACUGUCACGUUUUAUUCACAUUGUAGAGCUUGUUCUGUCAACAUGCAUACAUUGUUGAUCAUUAUUGAUUAUUGCGAACUGUACGCUUUGUACAAACAGAUGGCUUGAAGCAGUGGUAGUUUAGUUCACGUUUGUAUAAAACAAUACAACCCAACCCUAAGGUACUGUAAUAUGUGUUUUAUACUCUGUUUUAUACGUUAUACUCUGUUUUAUAAAACAAGUAUUAUAAGUAGUCAUCUUAAUUAUUU
Ictalurus punctatus (channel catfish) is the source of this 3132-nucleotide messenger RNA. It is a transcript of the gene tmem116, whose product is annotated as transmembrane protein 116. Gene Ontology annotation, biological process: adenylate cyclase-activating G protein-coupled receptor signaling pathway. The record is from RefSeq and is a predicted model, not a curated record. Gene Ontology annotation, cellular component: plasma membrane. Gene Ontology annotation, molecular function: G protein-coupled receptor activity. The transcript has 11 exons. NCBI's taxonomy places the organism in Eukaryota, Metazoa, Chordata, Actinopteri, Siluriformes, Ictaluridae. The coding region runs from base 71 to 1147 and encodes 358 amino acids.